CUUUCCAAUUUAUUUCGUCCAAACUCUGCUUCUGCUACGUGCGACUCCGACUCCGACUCCGACCGCCGCCCAGUUCGCCGGCGAGAAUUCUGCCGCCGAAUCGCUGGAUGUCUGCUACGGUGCGUCGCGUACGUAACACUCUCAAGGUGUGCUCCUCUUUGCCUUUCGUUCCCUCUUCCUCUACCUCACACACUUCACAAACACUAAUCUCUUCUACUCUCACUCUCUCCCCCAAAACCCUAAAUUCUCAACUCUCACAAUGUUGUUCUACUUCAUCUUCUUCUUCUUCUUCUUCUGUCGAUCGAAACUUCGAUUUUCUCCAACAGUUUUCACCUUUUCCACUUUCUAAUUCAUCAAAUUCUUCAAUCACUGUAAUCAAUUCGAAUGAACGGAGAAGAAUCGUAGUUGGGUUAGCUAAGCUGAUCAAAAAACAGCAAGGUUAUCUUUUGAAGGGAUUUUCUCGUAAUUUUUGCCCAUAUUUUCUUGUAAACAUCAUGAAAUUGUUGGAAAACCGGCAAAUUGCAUUUGCAUUUUUCAAAUUUUCAUUUGGGGAUGAUUCGGAGGAGACAUUGCGGUCGAGUUGCCUUGUUGCCCAUUUUUUGGCAGCCGGUGGGUUACGGUUUUUGGCACAAGAUUUGCUCUCCUGGGUCGUUGCGAGAAUUGGGUUUUAUAGGAGUUGCGAAGUAGUGGAGUUUAUGUGCCAAGAGCACCACAAGUAUGAAUCUGAUUUCUCAGUUCUUGAUUCACUUAUGCGGGCUUUCUUGAACGCAGAAAUGGGUUCAAGGGCACUGGAAAUAGUGGAUAGGAUGAGGGAGGUUGGAGCAAGGCCGAGCUUGUCAGCUGUUAACAUUCUUUUCAAAUUGUUGCUAAGGACUGGUGACUACGGUAGUGUGUGGAAGUUGUUUAGGGAUAUGGUUCGUAAAGGACCUUGCCCCAUGAAUUAUACAUUCAAUGUGAUAAUUCUUGGGUUUGUUAGAAAAGGAUAUCUCCAAAUAGGAGAGAAUUUAUUUCAUAUAAUGAGAAAGUUUCGAUGUGAACCUGAUGUUUAUACCUAUAACAUUUUGAUUAAUGCAUGCUGCAUCAGGGGUCAAACGUCAGAUGCGUUGGCUUUGUUACAUUUGAUGGUUGGAAGUGGUUGUAAUCCUAGCAUUGUUACAUUUAGUACAGUUAUUAAUACCUUGUGCAAGGAGGGAAAUGUCGUGGAAGCGAGGAAACUCUUUGAUGGUAUUCAAGAGAUAGGUGUCUUUCCAAACACUAUCAUGUAUAACACCUUAAUUGAUGGGUAUGUCAAGGCUAGGGACAUUGAUCAGGCUAACAUGCUUUAUGAAGAAAUGAGGAACAAGGGUGUAGCUGCUGAUGUUGUAACUUUUAACAUUAUGGUUGCGGGACAUUACAAGUAUGGUAGAGAAGAAGAUGUUGACAGGUUGUUGAAGGAUUUAACCAUGUCAGGAUUGCUUCCUGAUCGUUCACUGUCUGAUAUAUCAGUUGCAGGAUUGUGUUGGGCAGGACGGUUGGAUGAGGCAAUGGAAAUUUUGGAGGAUAUGCUUGAGAAAGGGAUAGCUAUCAGUGUCACUUCUUUUAAUUCUGUCAUUGCAGCUUAUAGCCAUGCAGGCCUAGAAGACAGAGCCUUUGAAGUCUACAAAAUUAUGUUGAAAUUUGGUCUGAGUCCAUCAUCUUCCACAUGCAGUUCUCUCCUUAUGGCUUUGUCCAAAAAGGGGAGGCUGCAAGAAGCAAGGGUGCUUAUGAAUGUAAUGAUGGAGAAGGGUAAUCCUGUCAAUAAAGUGGCUUUCACUGUGAUUUUAGAUGGAUAUUUCAGAACAGGUGGCGUACAGGCGGCUCAAAGUUUAUGGGAGGAGAUGGAAAGUAGAGGGAUGUCUCCUGAUGCCGUUGCCUUCUCAGCCUUGAUUGAUGGACUUUCUAAAGCAGGUCUUGUUGAGGAGGCAUACAAUGUGUUUUUGGAAAUGUUGGAGAGAGGGUUUGUACCAAAUAAUUAUGCAUACAAUUCAUUGAUUGGUGGGUUUUGUAACUGUGGAAGAUUGAGUGAAGCGUUGAAGUUGGAGAAGGAGAUGAAGCAAAGGGGUCUUCUCCCUGAUAUCUUCACCAUCAAUAUGAUCAUUAAUGGGUUCUGCAAACAGGGCAGAAUGAAGUCAGCAAUUGAUACUUUUAUGGAUAUGCACCGAAUAGGGUUGACACCAGAUGUUGUUACUUUCAACACUUUGAUCAGUGGGUACUGCAAGGCCUUUGACAUGGCUAAUGCAGACGCUUUUUUGAAUAAAAUGUAUGCCAGUGGGUGGGACCCUGAUAUUACAACCUAUAAUAUACGUAUCCAUGGUUUUUGUAGUAGUCGGAGAAUGAAUCGAGCUGUGAUGAUGUUGGACGAGCUUGUUUUGUCAGGUGCUGUACCAAAUACGGUUACAUACAACACAAUGAUGAAUGGUGUUUGUAAUGACAUAUUGGAACGUGCCAUGAUCUUGACUGCGAAAUUGCUUAAGAUGGCUUUUGUUCCAAAUAUUGUUACGACUAACUUGUUACUGUCUCAUCUUUGCAAGCAAGGGCUGCCAGAGAGGACCUUGAUGUGGGGACAGAAGUUGAGUGAGUUUUGCUUCGACUUUGACGAAAUAACUUAUAAAAUACUGGACAGGGCGUGUCGUAACAUCCAAGAAGAUGCUGGAUAUUUUAGAGAAACAUCAGGAAAGAGCCUCUUUCUAGAUUUCCUUAUGUACAUUACUUACGACUAUUUGCGUAGAUAUAGGCCCCGCAGUGAAACACGUCAAUAUUCUUUUCAACUAAUUGACAGUGGAUCUAGUGGGUCCUGCAAUGUCACGAAAAAGGGAAGUUUGUAGAACUUUAGCCUUAGAAUAUGAGAAAACCUUGCUGCAUUAACAUACAUGCCAAAAAAGUUUUCCUGGAGAAUUUUAUGUAUUUAUUGGUGAAAUUGAGGUUUCACUAAUUGUGAGAAUUAUUUGAGGAAUUGGGUUGAGAUGGUAUUAUUGAAGACCAGGUGUGCUUGAAAUUGAUGGUUCUUCAGUAGCAGUGGGAAAGUCAAAACAGCGGGUUUGAGGUUAAAAAUAAAGACAUUGUUAGACUUUUGGGUACCAUAACUUUGUUAGGCUGAGUUGAAUUGGUGGUAGAGGAAAGCAAUUAUGGUAGCUGGAGAAGCGAAGUUAGCGUUUGUUAUGGUGGGAUGAUUUUACACCAGCAGUUUCUGCUGAAAUCUUAUUUAGACAUUUGUUAAAACUUGAAAGGCAGAAGGCAUUCUUUUACCUGAAUUUAUAGUUGAGUCGAAACUAAAUACACCAUAAAUUCUCUGGUGUUUUGUAUCUUAAAAAAAAAACUUGUGUUGGGAAGAAUCAGGUCUGGACCAUAAAGUGGAAUAUAAAACCUUUCUUGGGCGUUCAGAAAUACUGAGCAAUGGUUGCUCAAGUUCUGUUUUUUGGCUCCACCUAACAUUAUGAAAAGGAGCAUAGUUGGUGGAAAACCUGCCUUAGAAGCCACUGCGGGGUCAGGGAGAAUCAAAUAUAUGUAGCCUUAUCACUACAUGCACGGAGACUAUUUAUGUGGUUUGAACCCGUGAUGCCCAGGUCGUAACGGAACAACCUUAUUGUUGUAUCAAAGCCCGCCCUCAAAAGCUACCUUAGGAGUGUUGUAGUCUCAGGUUCAGGGGACAGCUUGCUGGUUCACAAUAUGUCUGGACUUAAAACUAAAAUUAUUAAGGGAUUAUUAGGGUCGAGGCAGAGAAUUGGCUUUUAUUCACAAAGUUGUGGUGACUUCAAUGUAGCCCUUGAUAAAGCAGAAUGGUGAAAAGGAUUCAAACCUCACUUGAGUGGGAAACAAGGCUUAGUUUGGUUUGUUCUUUUGUUCGCAGUUAUAUAGUCCCGGAGAACAACUUUUUGGAUGCUCGUGGUUUUGGGAGCUUAUGAUGGCAAGAAAGUAUAUGCAUCAGAUAAUGGAAGCCAUCUCAUCUCAUAUACGUUGCAACUUGCAACAUCUGAACAUCAGAUUCAUGAACCCUUAUUUGAAGAAAAUCGAAGAACCCCAUUUAUGUCGAAAGAGCCGCUAAUUUGAACAGGUGUUCAACUUUGACACUAUCCGAGCUCUGCUGGGUUCCAGUCCAGGUUGAGCAGUUUGCUUCUUCUUCUUCACAUUGCUUUCUCUCUCUCUUGGGUUCCAGCCUAGGUCAGCCUUCUUCUCAACUGUUCUGGUUGAAGAAAAGGAAGAUUUUGUUAUUUGGAAAUGGGGAAAUUGAGGAAUGUUGACUGUCAAGUCUUUCUAAAACAAAAUGGGAGGAUCUACAAACUGGAGAUUAGUAGUGGCGGAGCAUGAUGGAAUAUGGACUUCCACAGAGACAGGGGCAGCUAUUCUGUUUUACAAGGAACCUCCAUGAUUAGCUGCAGAAGUUUCAUUUUGGAUUGAGUGAGGCCUUGCAUUUGUUACCGAACGGAUCGACUUCUCUAGAACCCAAUCCCUACUUAUUACAGGUCAUGAUUGAUUUGCGGACAAGAUUAGGCAAGAUAAGUUAUGCAAGGAUUACAAUCCCAAGAUAAGUUAUUUUGACGAGGUUGUGACGAAAGUGUUAUUUUGGGAUAGGUUGUCACCCUUCUCGCUGGGACAAGGGUGAAACUUGUUCUUCUUGUUUGCUCUUUUUUGUUGUAAUAAUAAUUAAAAAUGAUUAUGUA
Camellia sinensis is the source of this 4676-nucleotide messenger RNA. Lineage: Eukaryota; Viridiplantae; Streptophyta; Magnoliopsida; Ericales; Theaceae. The record is from RefSeq and is a predicted model, not a curated record.